GUCACUCAGCUGAAGUAGAGGAGAGCACAGCAUGCCCUUUUGUCAUCUUUCUAUCAGUGCACAUGUGAUUUCUCUUGGAACUGGGAACUUGAGAUGUGAGACGAGCCUUGCUGUUAGAUCGCCGGUGGUUUUGUCAUAAUGAACGAAAAGUAACCUGCAAACAUCCAGUAACAGGACAACCAUCGCAGGACAACUGUAUUUUUGUUGUGAACGAACAGACUGCUGCAGCAAUGACAUCUGAAGAAAAGAAGGAGCGACCAGUAAGCAUGAUAUGUGAAGCAUCUAACUAUAAUCUGACAUCAGAUUAUGCUGCUCAUCCAAUGAGCCCUGUGGGCAGAACAUCACGGUCUUCAAAGAAGGUUCAUAAUUUCGGAAAGAGAUCGAACUCCAUAAAGAGAAAUCCUAAUGCACCAGUUGUCAGACGUGGCUGGCUCUACAAACAGGAUAGCACUGGGAUGAAGCUGUGGAAGAAGCGGUGGUUUGUGCUCUCCGAUCUCUGUCUCUUCUAUUACAGAGAUGAGAAAGAAGAGGGAAUACUGGGUAGCAUCCUUCUGCCUAGUUUUCAGAUAUCUAUGCUGUCUGCUGAGGACCACAUUAACCGCAAAUAUGCCUUUAAGGCAGCUCAUCCAAACAUGAGGACCUAUUAUUUCUGCACAGAUACAGGGAAGGAAAUGGAGCUGUGGAUGAAAGCCAUGAUAGAUGCAGCACUUGUACAGACAGAGCCUGUGAAAAGAAUAGAGAAGCUAACCAUUGAAAAUACAUCACCUCGAGAGGCAAACAAUAUCUCAAACCACCGGGUGCUAAUUAAACCAGAGGCACAAAAUAACCAGAAAAACAAAGAAGUGAACAGAAACGAGGAGAAGAAAGCUUUGGAAGCCGAAAAGUACGGGUUCCAGAAAGUCGGGCAAGAUAAACCGUUAACAAAAAUCAACAGUGUGAAGCUGAAUCCUUUGGGAUCCGAGUACAGGACUUUGCCCAUAAGCACCAUCCAGGCUGGACACUUCAGGCCAGUCCAUUUGAAUGGGUCUGAGGGCAAAGGUGGAGUUGUGCUGGCGGAUGCUGGAGAUGGAGCUCAUCACAACACGCUGCCGUCGCACGUGGAGUCCGAGCGGGUCAUGCAGAGAACUAACUCCAUGCUGCAGCUGGAACAGUGGAUUAAAAUACAGAGAGGAAAAGGACAAGAAGAGGAAACAAGAGGCGUAAUCUCUUAUCAGACGUUACCAAGGAACAUGCCGAGCCAUCGCCCUCAAGCCUUACCCCGCUACCCAGAGGGCUACAGAACACUGCCAAGGAACAGCAAGGCACGCCCAGAGAGCCUCUGCAGCGUGGCACCCUCGGCCUACGACAGGGCCAUGGGACCCGUCAGCGCCGAGGAGAAGCGGCGGUCGAUGCGCGACGACACGAUGUGGCAGCUCUACGAGUGGCAGCAGCGCCAGUUCUACAACAAGCAGACGACUCUGACUAGGCACAGUACCAUAAGCAGCCCGAAAACGAUGAUCAACAUCUCCGAUCAGACCAUGCAUUCGAUUCCCACCUCGCCCUCUCACGGUUCCAUCGCUGGUUUCCAGGGAUAUUCCCCCCAGCGGACCUACCGGUCGGAAGUGUCGUCGCCAGUGCAAAGGGGGGAUGUGACCAUUGAUCGCAGGCACAGGGCCCACCAUAGCAAGCAUGUCUUUGUACCUGACAGAAGGUCGAUGCCAGCAGGCCUGAGUUUACAGCCUGUUACUCCUCAGAGCCUCCAAGGCAAAACACCAGAGGAGCUCACGCUGCUGCUAAUAAAGCUGAGACGGCAGCAAGCUGAACUGAGUAGUAUCCGGGAACACACACUAGCACAGCUCAUGCAACUAAAACUUGAGGCCAGCAGCCCAAAGAAUGAGAUUCUUUCACAUCACCUUCAAAGGAAUGCUAUAUAUUUGGAUCACCAGAUGAAAGAGAAUGAACCUUUAAUCACCUUGGUUCACACUAUGAUUGAGAACUCGGCGCUAAGACCGCAACUGUACCAGCAAUUAACACAAGAAGAAUGUAGGGGUACACUAUACAAAUAUAGAACUGAAGAGCUGGAUAUUGAUGCUAAGCUUAGCCGUUUAUGUGAACAGGAUAAAGUUGUGCAAGCACUGGAGGAGAAGCUUCAACAGCUACACAAGGAGAAAUACACGCUUGAGCAAGCUUUGCUAUCAGCAAGUCAGGAGAUAGAAAUGAAUGCAGAUAAUCCCGCAGCCAUACAAAAUGUAGUCUUGCAGAGAGAUGACUUGCAGAACGGACUCCUUAGCACUUGUCGAGAAGUAUCACGAGCCACUGCAGAACUGGAAAGAGCUUGGAGAGAAUAUGAUAAAUUGGAGUAUGAUGUAACUGUAACAAGGAACCAUAUGCAGGAGCAACUUGAUCGGCUUGGAGAAAUUCAGACUGAGUCAGCAGGGAUACAGCGUGCUCAGAUUCAGAAGGAACUGUGGAGAAUUCAAGAUGUCAUGGAGGGUUUACUUAAACAUAAACAGCAAAGAAGCUCUUCAGAGGCAGGCAUCAUGGUUUCAAGAACAUUUUCAUCCAUUAAAUAUAAAAAUGAGGAAGAGGAAGUAGUCCCACCUCGUCCUCCACUCCCUCGGUCCUAUGACUUUACAGAGCAUCCUCCCAUAAUCCCCCCUCUGCCCAGUGAUAGCAGCUCCUUGCUCUGUUAUAGCAGGGGCCCAGUACAUCUGACAGAAGAAAAGAAGAUUUACCAAGUUCAAGGAUAUCAGAGAAAUGGAUCUUACUGUGGUCCUGACUAUAGGCUUUAUAAGAGCGAACCGGAGUUAACUACAGUAGCAGAAGUAGAUGAGUCUAAUGGUGAAGAAAAAACAGAACAAAUGUCAGAAUCAGAAUCUACUGCUAAAGGCUCACAUUUUCCUGUGGGAGUUGUACCACCCAGAACCAAAUCACCAACACCAGAGUCUUCAACAAUAGCAUCCUAUGUCACUUUGAGGAAGAACAAGAAGAUAGAUCUAAGAACGGAAAGACCAAGAAGUGCAGUGGAGCAGCUGUGUCUUGCAGAAAGCUCACGGCCUCGAAUGACUGUGGAGGAACAGAUGGAAAGAAUAAAAAGACACCAGCAAGCUUGCCUGAGAGAAAAGAGGAAAGGACUCAAUAUUAUUGGCGUUUCAGACCAGUCUCCUUCACAGAGUUUGUCGUGUGUCAGAGAUAAUCCAUUCAGAUUGGCACAGAAUCGAAAAAAGGAUGAUGCUGUAUAUAGUAACAUGAAGGAAUUAGAGAGCACCAGUAGAGAAAAUAAUUUGAAACAAAAUAAUGGAAGUCCUGGAGAAGAAAUAGCACAACUAAAGCAUGAUGGAGAACAAGAACAUAAUUCAGGUUUUACUAAAGAGCUGUCAAAAACUGAUGAUCUUUUAUCAGAUGCACAUGUUGCAUCUGACUCAAAAGAAGUGAGUAAUGAAGAGAAAGCAGAAAAGAAAAAUAAAUUGGAAGAAACACAUGAUGGUGAUAUAAGCUUGCAGAGUGUGACCACAGUUACAAACCACAAACCCAAAACCAGCUCAGAAGAAAGUGAAGUAGUUAGCGUUCGAGAUCAAGAAGGGAUUAUGUCUUCAUUUGAAUUAGCAGCACAGUCUUCAAAAGGAAAUCAGGCAACAGCAGUGAAAAGUUUGCCUUCUUCACCAGAAUCGUCAUUGUCACCAGCUCCAUCUACACAGACACAGCUCACAGAAGGAUCACAUUUCAUGUGUGUAUAGUUACAGAGAACACUGACGGCUUCUGUUGAAACAAUUCAUGCCUGAGAUGUAUGGACCUGACCUAUGAAAAUAUGAGAAGAUAUUGUACAGUAUAUUUUAAAUCUAUGAAAUUCAUAGUUCUGAUGCUUUUGGCCACAGAGCAUCGUUUUAUCACUUCCUGGAAAAUGUUUAUUCCAAGAGAGCUUUAACUGGCCCACGUGUACACUCAACAACCUUCAGAUUGUUCUCCUGAUACCAGCUUGCUGCUAUGAUUUCUGUGCACAUAAAACAAAGGCUCUUUUUAAUGUGCAGCCUACAGUCAGAACCUUAUUUGCUAUUCUCCAGAAUUUAAUGUUCUUUUAAUUAUGGAUCAUGUAAGUUUACUUUUUUGCCUCUUUUAGAUGCGUAACUCGGUUAAUUUUACAUAUCACCACUAAAACUUGUUUUACACUUUUUAAACAUUACAAUUUAUUGUUUUGACAUUUUAUUUGUAAAAUUUUUAUAUAUAUAUACAUAUAGAUAUAUUUAAAAUGUGCCAUUUUUAUUAUUGCUUAGUAAAAUAUGUCCUGUUUCUGCUGUAAUUAUUUCUUGGUCAGGUUGCAAUGUCAGCAGUUACUGCCACACUUCUGUCAACAUAGACAUUAAUGUUAGUGGUUACUUUUUCUUGAAUAAAAUGGAGUGUAGGUAUUUUGAGGUACUGGGCUUUUCCUUCAUGGGGUUAGGGUGUGUACAGCAAUAAGCAGGUUUUCAAUCCAGUACUUAGUUUGUGUACAAAUGUAAUUAUGUUCAUUGUGUAUAUAUUAUACAAUGAGCACAUAUGAUGUAAGUAUAAGAAGCCACUUAUUAUUGUUCAAAAAUACGAAUGUUCAUAUCCCAUUUCUUUUAUAUCAUAUUAAAUAAAUGUUGAUGUUCUUAAGGACUUGUAUGGUUAGUGUUUCUUCCAGCAAACAGAUGUCACACUGUGUUCCACCUUUUGAUGUGGGGAAUGCAACAAUUCCUAUCUCAUUGGCAACAUCACCUGUCAACCAGAGUAGCAGUGACAGACUCUUAAGAGAUCCCAGUCUUCCUCAACGGGAAAGAAUAAGGCUGCAACACAGAACAAAAAAGACAACCUGAGACUGAGACACAAGAAAUACAGGUUCAGCUCCUGACUCUCCCAGACUUGUAUUGUGAUAUUGGAAUAAUCACUUAGUCAUUCUGUGCCUCCAUUCCCUGCCUGUUUACGUGAGAGGUAACAGCCUGUCUUAGCAGGGUGUGGUGAGCAGUAAUUCAAUAUUUGCAAACGUUGAUUGUCAAGUUCACUUGGGGUUAAGGAGAGAAGUGUGAUGAUUCCUUGAGGCUUUGGCAUCUGCAAGGCAUCUUCCAGAAACUGAAAGAAAAGCUGAAAUAAUUUGUCUGGUGUUGUCACACUGCAGAUGUUACUGUAGCUUCGCCUUCCCACCUUGCACAGCUGUCUGAAUUUGCCUGAGACAAAAAGAGGUUUAGAAAAGAGUGAUGAAAAACGAAACGAUUUAAAGGAAAGCUUUUGAAUCUAGGAAUUAAAGCUGAGGAAUCUUUCACAGGUUCAGGCAACUGCUCUGUGCUUGGGUGCAUGUGUGUGCCAUAAGUGGUAAGGCAAGUUUCACAAGAAGACAACUGCCAGCUCCUGUUGCACUUUUUUUAUCGUACAAAUCAUAUCCUGAUCAGGUUAAUAUUGCUGUUCUAGAGACUGUAUAAUUCAUUGUGUUUUUCCAUAGAGGAAUGCCUGAGAUUAAUACACAGUUUGAAAUAACUCUAUCAUUGCCUCCCUCCCCAAGUAGGAGUUUGUGUUCCUGGGGCUCUUCACUACCAAGACACAGAGUACACUGUCUGGGCUACCUGUUCUUCUGCCAUUUUCUUAGAGAAGUGAAAAAACAGGAAUCAGAAUUUAGCAGCAGAGCUUGGAAAGUCACAGGGAAAGAGGUGGCUAAAGGAAAGAAAAUGAAUCAUGAUGCAGGCAGACAGCAUCCAUCUGAAAGUUUGUCCAAAUAGCCAUCUUUUUUUUUUUGGAGCAGUAGCCCUAAAUUAGUGCAUCCUUCCUUCCAAAAAAUAGAGUGAAGGAGAGGAAGGUGAUACUUUUUUUUUUUUUUUGCUCAACCAGCUGAGGUUUAAGUUCAGUGGCAUCCCUGGAACACCUGAGGCAAAGCAAAUAGGACACACCCUGUUCUCUCCCUAACCCUUCUGGUGAGAUCUGUUUGCUGUCAAAUUUUGCAAUCUUUCUGCCCUUGCUGCCAAGAAUUGCAACCAACAAAGGAAAGAAUGACUAAGUGAUUUUUGGACAUUUAUAGAUGUUGGCUGUGUUUAAAGCAUUAAAGGUUUGGUGUAUCUGCAAAGAAUGUGCAGUUUGUACUGAAGCUGCGUGGAACAAUUAGCAAGUUUUGCUGGUAUAAUUGUUGGCAAAGAUAGCAAAGGUAAAUGAUGCAGGAAUGUAGUAAUGCUCAUAGACUACAAUUUCACUUCCUGUGGGCACUUUGAGCAAAGACUUGGAGUUUCAUUGGGUGCUUUAUUUUUUUGUCUUAUAGAAAAAGAAAAUAUGGCUUUGUGUUAUCACAGAGCAUCUACUGUUUCUUACCUCAUCAGAAUAACUCAUCCCAAUGAUCAUACUCCUGAGAUAUAGAAAUAUCAGAAUUCUGAUAUGGUCAGCUUUCAAACAUCUAUUUUAAGUUUGUAUCUAGGAUAUUUUUAUAUUUCUGACUGAUUGCUUUAUUGGCUAUUGCACUGACACUUGUAUAUAUGGAACGUGCUUUUUUUCAAAAGCAGGAGUCCUUAGGAAUAAUGCAACACAUUCUCUACAGAUGUUCAUGCUUUUCAGAACCAAUUACAUCUAUUUUUGUCUUUUGUUCACCAUUUGCAUUGUUCCAAGGCUACUAGAGAAUGUGAUUCUUUUAAGUCCCUUAAUAAAGUGACAUUACUCAACA
Molecule: messenger RNA, 6631 nt
Organism: Manacus vitellinus (golden-collared manakin)
Lineage: Eukaryota; Metazoa; Chordata; Aves; Passeriformes; Pipridae
Gene: PLEKHA5
Product: pleckstrin homology domain containing A5
Exons: 28
Coding region: 231-3716 (1161 amino acids)
Cellular component (GO): cytosol
Molecular function (GO): phosphatidylinositol-3-phosphate binding; phosphatidylinositol-3,5-bisphosphate binding; phosphatidylinositol-4-phosphate binding
Source: RefSeq, a predicted model, not a curated record